Messenger RNA from Cynoglossus semilaevis (tongue sole), 1858 nucleotides. Its product is annotated as transmembrane protein 244-like. The transcript is spliced from 6 exons. The coding region runs from base 823 to 1281 and encodes 152 amino acids. The record is from RefSeq and is a predicted model, not a curated record. Lineage: Eukaryota; Metazoa; Chordata; Actinopteri; Pleuronectiformes; Cynoglossidae.
GUAAAACCCACUGGGAUAUGUUGCACAGAGGAAGUCUGGGGUGUUCCGCUGUCUUAUAUAUCAAUAGUUUAGAGUCACAGAUGAGUAAAAUCGUAGAUUUAAAGAAGCCGAACAGUCCUGAUACUGACGCUAUCAAAUCGGGUCAACCAUGAUCACACAUGUGAUUUAUAAAACGCGACGAUAGGAUCUAAUUUAGUUAAACCCCAUUUAUUGCAUAAUACGCUUUGUUUCACAUAGCACCCCUCACGGCACUUAAAUGCUACUUAUUGCAUAGGGUUUUGUCGAAAAUGGCAGCUAUUAGAUUUAAAGUGUCGGCUCAGUAUCAGUAUCUUUGGGGGGGGUUUCUGACUUAGAUAUUGGGUCGCUGUGCCACUACACACUAAUAUUUAGCAAAUUCAUCUCCAGCCUAACCUGCAGCAUUCAAUCCCUCCCACAUAGGGCGGUAAUGCUUUUCUCCGGUGAUAAUAGUAUACAUGUCUCGCGUCUUUUUUUCGCAGUAUUUUCGAGAAUAAAAACCCUGCCCUUAUCAAAAUUAUACAACAAUGUCCCAAAGCAUGUCGAAAAUUAUGGCCAACAGGUAGAUUCUACGGAAAGUCGUUAUUUAAGCCAACAAAGGGCGCUGAGAUGCGAGGUAAAAUGAGUUCAGCCCCGGCCGUUCAAAGCGUCGCUGCCUGUGCCUGUUCUCUGCGUUGGUCGCUGGGAGGCAGCAAACAUUCACUUUCUGAUGAGGGAUUAACGUCGUUGCGAAGCAGUACCAGUCGGCGUCCUUCUGUAGCCACGUUAUUUUAUAUUAGCACAAAAAUAUGAAGAGCGAAACAUGAGAUGGCAUUUAAAGGCAAAGCUGUCGAUUCGAAGACUGUUCUUCUCAACCUUCUGCUGUGUCUCCUCAUAUUUUACUCCCUCUUCUACAUGAUUGGCAGUGUGUGCUUCGGUGCCUUCAGGAUGGACCACUUCGAUGGCCUCAUUCCAUUUGACUUUAAGACUGAACCUGCUGAUUCCAACUCCAAGUACUUGGUGAACCUCCUCUCCUUGGAGCUCACCUUCUUCUGCAGUGGCCUUUUGUUCGCUGCCGUGGUGAGGAGGCGUGUGUGGGACUACGCCCUCACCGUCACACUGCUGCAUGUGGGGAUCACCAGCCUCGUAAUGAUGGAGUUUCCCAUGGUGUGGCAGUGGUGGCUGGCCUUAGGGAGUGGCCUGUUUUUAAUGAUCUGCAACGGUCAGCUGAUCGCUUACUUCAGCUGCCAGAGUGACCAGAGCUACGCCUCCUUCAGCACCUACUGACAGACUGUAUAAGUCAACAUCACCCAGCAGAUUAUCCUAAAGUAACAGCGGUCAAACACUAGGUCACAGCCUGGUCUUGUGUUGUUGUUGUCAUUUGACCGGCAACUUAAACAGUCAUUAACAUCUAUUUCAUGUAACGAUAAUCACUAAUGUGUUCAACGUGCAGCUUUGGGAACAAUUUUGAUCCUUGACUAGAAGCUAAUUUUUGGCUAACAUAAAUACAGGAUGUUGAUGGUUUUCCUCAGUUGCACAAUCCUUCGAUACCGUGUGGGAUCUAAGGAGGCAUGAGAAGUAUUUUCACUUCCAUAUUUUCAAACUUUGAAUGUUUUAUCUCUAUGUUGCACUACAUGUUGUUAUUUAAAGAUAAAUGUCAUGACACGGGUUUAAAUAGUAUUUAUUUUCCCAUAUCCAGGAAAUACAUGUGAAGUAGUGACCAGCUACUACACAUUAUGAAGCAGUGGUUAUACUUGAAAUAGCAAUAUUUAAUGUAGAACAUUAGAAAUGUGUAUUCACAUGUUCAAAAGUUAAGUUGCGUUAAUAAGUUAUGAAAUAAAAAAUAAAUAUUUGACUCCACUUG